AUGCUGCCGAUCACACAAGAAAGCGUAAGUCUGUUGGACGAGAAACGAGACGUCAGCUCGUCGUCGAGCAAGGCCAAGACGAGAUCCAGAUGGACUGCCGUCCUCGCAAUGGUUCUCGGGGCCAGUGCUUUGACCUUCCUGUCGCUCGACAAUACAGCGUCCAACACCGUCAAUGAUAGUCUUUGGAAGCUCACACACUCCUUCCAAGCAGACCCCUCCUCAAUCUUGGCGGCGCUCUGCCCUCAACAGGAUCCCUACAGCCUCAAGGAUGGCCUAGCUGACCUCGACCGCGACUUGCUGGCUACAAGACUUAGCAAGGCUGUUAGGAUCGACACGAGCGUUGGCGACGAAUGGCCUGACCCGAACGACAUUCCUCAACGAUGGGAGGCUUUCCCAAAGUUUGCAGAUUGGCUCGAGACUGAGUUUCCACGUGUUCAUGAAAGGUUGGAGCUGGAGAAGGUCCAUCAGCAUGGUUUGCUGUACACCUGGCGGGGAAGCGAUGAAUUCCUCAAGCCGCUGCUCAUGAUGGCUCACCAGGAUGUCGUCCCAGUCAAUCAGGGAACUCUGGACCAGUGGCGGUAUCCGCCCUUCGACGGUUUCAUCGAUGAAAAGACUGAGACCGUCUGGGGCCGCGGCUCGACCGACUGCAAGGCUUGGCUAGUCAGCCUGCUCUCUUCCGUUGAAGGCUUGCUUGCUAAGAACUGGCAGCCAAAGCGCACCAUCCUCUUCAGCUUUGGCUUCGACGAAGAGUCCGGUGGAAAGCAGGGCGCAGGCUGGCUCGCCAAGCGUAUCGAAGAGAUCUGGGGUCGAGACAGCAUUGCCAUGAUCGUUGACGAGGGCAACCCUGUGUUGGCCGCUUCAGACAAAAUGGGGCCUGGCAUUGAUGUCGCCAUGCCCGGUAUCGCCGAGAAGGGCUCUGUAGAUCUUGCUGUUACCGUCGAGUCGGCUGGUGGCCACUCCUCUCAGGCCGGAGCGCACACCUCGAUCGGUCUGCUUGCACGAGUCGUUGCUCAGCUUGAAGACAAGCGCGAUCAACUUGACGAGAGCAAGAUCGGCGGGCCUCAGCUUCAGUUCUUGCAAUGCAUCAGAGAUGGUCCUCGCAUUCCUGGUGCUCUCCGUUCUGCCCUCAAAGAUCUUGAGUGGGCUUCCAAGUCCUCGUUCGAGCACCUCGGGCUCUACUCGACCAUGCAGUGCGUUCUUCCCAACUCAUUCACCUCGUUUGUCCUCCCGGCCCUCAACGCCUGGUCGGAACGAGGACGUCAACGACGCAUAAAGCAGGCCAAGCACCGCGUGGUGCACGCAAUGCCGGAGCAGUUGCAGACCCAGUUCAUCACCACUACUGCAGUAGACAUCAUCGAGGGAGGUGUCAAAUUCAACGCUCUUCCCGAGAGUGCCACGGCGUACGUCGACCACCGCAUCGCUAUCACCAGCAACUUCAAGGAACUCAAGGAGCACUACAUCGAUGUACUCACUUCGGUCGCCGAAAGGUACAACAUGGAGAUGGUGGCCUUUGGAGAGCACAUCCUCAACGCAAGUUCCCCCAUUGGAGUUUCAAAGCUCGUUAUCAAAGAAGCUCGCAGUGCCCUCGAGCCCGCUCCAUGGACUCCGCUCGAGGGAGAGAGGGCCAAACCCUGGCAACUCUUCUCUCAGCUCGUUCGUGCCGUAUGGGUCAAUGCUGACGGCGAGCCAGUCAAGGUCGCCCCGUCCAUUAUGCAAGGCAACACAGACACUCGUUACUACCACAACCUGACCCACAACAUCAUUCGGUUUGGUCCAUCCAGCAUUACCCCAGACAAGACUGGACUCGGCGCCUUGACCGGCGUGCACACCGUCAAUGAGCACUACCCGAUCCAGGGCCUCGCCGACAGCACCAACUUCUACACUGCCCUCUUCCGUGCUGCUAGUGUCGAGGAUCUCUAA
This is a messenger RNA of Ustilago hordei, 1920 nucleotides long. RefSeq names its product putative CPS1 - Gly-X carboxypeptidase YSCS precursor. Gene Ontology annotation, molecular function: metallocarboxypeptidase activity. The transcript has a single exon. The record is from RefSeq and is a predicted model, not a curated record. Lineage: Eukaryota; Fungi; Basidiomycota; Ustilaginomycetes; Ustilaginales; Ustilaginaceae. The coding region runs from base 1 to 1920 and encodes 639 amino acids. Gene Ontology annotation, cellular component: fungal-type vacuole lumen.